Molecule: messenger RNA, 3981 nt
Organism: Oncorhynchus gorbuscha (pink salmon)
Lineage: Eukaryota; Metazoa; Chordata; Actinopteri; Salmoniformes; Salmonidae
Product: protein transport protein Sec24C-like
Biological process (GO): intracellular protein transport; endoplasmic reticulum to Golgi vesicle-mediated transport; COPII-coated vesicle cargo loading
Cellular component (GO): COPII vesicle coat; endoplasmic reticulum exit site
Molecular function (GO): zinc ion binding; SNARE binding
Source: RefSeq, a predicted model, not a curated record
GGACGUGGCAGACAGCUACCUACGACAGUUCCGGUGCGAAUUUCCGCUUGGAGAGAAACCAGAGAGGAAAGGAUUAGCGAAACACCCCAGGACGGACAUCGGCAAUAGUUUUGACGGCCACUGGCCUUCGGAACCGGUUGUGAGCAGGGACAACCGAUCUCUUGGCUAACUCGUUAUUUUAUCCAGUUUUGAGCUCCAGGUAUGAACUGAGAAUGAAUGUGAACCAGCAGACUCCCAUGGCGUCUCCAUACGGCCCGCCCCAGCCUGGCUAUGGCCAGCCCAGCUACGCUCCCCUGGGAGGGGGCUACCCUGGCCCCUACGGACCCUACAACGGGCCCGCUACAGCCUACCAGCCUGGGGCUCCACCACAAGGACCUGCCAGAGGCCCCCUUACCUCUGCCCCCCGUCCAGUCUCCACCCCCCAGGCGUACUCCCAGUAUCCCCAGGGAGACUCUCAGAACGGACCCCCACCUAUGGAUCACUCCAUGGCCCAGCCAGCUCACAGGUCGCCAGUGUCUCAGCCGUAUAGCCAAGGUGCUAUGAACUUGUCUGGGCCACACCCCUCCUACUCCCAGCAGUACGGUGCUCCGCCCCCCAUGCAACAGGUUACCAAUCAGAUGUCAGGGAUGCAGAUCGGGUCCGGUCCCCCCACCUCUGUUGGGCCGGGAUAUGGUAAGAUUCUUUCUCCAGCUCACCAUCCCAGCUCCCAGCCUCCAAUCAGUGCUGCAUACUCCUCUGCAGCCCCACCCUCCUAUACGCAAGCUCCUCCCCCAUUGUCUGCUGCCCCCUCCCAGCCUCCCCCUCCCAGUGAACCUGCAGCCUCCCAGCCUUACUAUGGUGGCCCCCCUCCCCCCCAACAACAACCCUUCCCCUCUGCCCACCCCCCCCCUGCUCAGCAACCCUUCCCCAACUCCGCCCCUCCUCCAGUCUCCCAGGCCUCCUACUCUGGUCCCCCUCCUCUCACCCAGCACUCUUUCCCUCCCUCCUCCCAAUCUGGCCCCUUCCCACCUAUCUCUAUAUCCCCUUCCCAGUACCCAGGUCCACAGCCCCAGUCCCAACCCGGACCCCCUCCCUUCCACUCUGGGCCCUCUCCUCGAGGCCCCAUUCCACCCCCCUCCAUGUCCCAGCAGCAGGCCAAUCACCUUCCCCCCGGCCCCAUGCACCAACAGCAGCCUCCUCAGCCUGGCAUGCAGGGAGGAUACCCAACCCAGCAGAAUGGUGCGUUUGGGCAGCCUAGAGGGCCACAGCCCGGCUAUGCAGGCCCGCAAUAUUCCGGGCAACAGAACUACGGAGCAGGCCCUGCCCCUGCACCCGUUCCCCCUGCACAGAAGAGACUGGACCCUGAUUCCAUCCCCAGCCCGAUUCAGGUGAUUGAGGAUGACCGGGUCAACAAGAGCAGUGAGCCGUUCACCACUGGGGUCAAAGGUCAGGCUCCACCCCUGGUCACCACCAACUUCCAGGUGAAAGACCAGGGCAAUGCCAGCCCGCGGUUCAUCCGCUGUACAGCCUACAACAUGCCCUGCACCGCCGACAUGGCCAAACAGUCCCAGGUCCCCUUGGCCGCUGUAAUCAAACCCCUGGCUAUGCUGCCCCCCGACGAGACCCCUCCGUACAUUGUGGACCAUGGGGACGGCGGCCCUAUCCGCUGUAACCGCUGUAAGGCCUACAUGUGUCCCUACAUGCAGUUCAUCGAGGGCGGACGCCGCUUCCAGUGUGGCUUCUGCAGCUGCGUCACAGAGGUUCCUCCCCACUACUUCCAGCAUCUGGACCACACAGGGAAGAGGGUGGACUGCUACGAUCGGCCAGAGCUCUCUCAGGGCAGCUACGAGUUUGUGGCCACUGUCGACUACUGUAAGAACAAUAAGCUCCCCCAGCCCCCAUCAUUCAUCUUCUUCAUCGAUGUGUCUUACAACGCCGUGAAGAGCGGCAUGGUUAACAUCGUCUGUCAGGAGCUCAAGACUCUACUGGACUACCUGCCCAGGGAGAAUCCAGAGGCAGACUCGGUGGUGCGUGUGGGUUUUGUGACCUACAACAAGGUGUUGCACUUCUACAACGUCAAGUCCAGCCUGGCCCAGCCCCAGAUGAUGGUGGUCAGUGACGUCAGUGACAUGUUCCUCCCUCUGCUCGACGGCUUCCUGGUCGGCGUCAACGAUAGCCGGAUGGUCAUCGAGAGUUUGCUAGACCAGAUUCCGGAGAUGUUUGCAGACACCAGGGAGACUGAGACGGUGUUUGGACCAGUCAUUCAGGCAGGACUGGAGGCACUGAAGGCUGCAGACUGUGCCGGGAAGCUGUUUGUGUUCCACUCCACUCUGCCCAUCGCUGAGGCUCCUGGGAAACUGAAGAAUAGAGAGGACAAGAAACUAGUGGGAACAGACAAGGAGAAGUCUCUGUUCCAGCCCCAGUCUGGUUUCUAUAGUAACCUCGCUAAGGAGUGUGUAGCACAGGGCUGCUGUGUAGACCUCUUCCUGUUUCCCAACCAGUACGUCGACGUGGCAACGCUUGGCGUGGUGCCCGUCUCCACCGGGGGUUCCGUCUACAAAUACACCUACUUCCAGGCCGAGACGGACCGUGAGCGGUUCCUGAAUGAUCUGCGGCGAGACGUUCAGAAGCCGAUGGGCUUCGAUGCUGUCAUGAGGGUCCGAACCAGCACAGGUAUCAGAGCGACAGAUUUCUUUGGUUCGUUCUUCAUGAGCAACACGACAGACGUGGAGCUGGCAGGCCUGGACUGUGACAAGACUGUCACCGUGGAAUUCCGCCACGACGACAAGCUCAGCGAGGACACCGGCGCGCUCAUGCAGUGUGCGGUGUUGUACACCAGCUGUAGUGGUCAGCGGCGUCUGCGGGUCCACAACAUGGCGGUCAACUGCUGCUCCCAGCUCGCCGACCUCUACCGGAACUGUGAGACGGACACAAUCAUCAACUUCUUCUCCAAGUACGCGUACCGUAGCAUAUUGAACACCCCCACCAAGACAGUGAGAGACACCAUGGUGAACCAGUGUGCCCAGAUUCUGGCCUGCUACCGCAAGAACUGUGCCAGCCCCUCGUCUGCCGGACAGCUGAUCCUACCAGAGUGUAUGAAGCUGCUGCCGGUCUAUCUGAACUGUGUGUUGAAGAGUGACGUGCUGCAGCCGGGAGCUGACAUCUCAUUGGACGACAGAGCCUACCUGAGACAGCUGCUCAGCUGUAUGGACGUAUCAGAGAGCCACAUCUUCUUCUAUCCCCGCCUACUGCCCCUGGUGAAGUUGGAUGGAGGGUCGUUGCCAAUGGCAGUGCGUAACUCAGAGGAGCGCCUGUCGAAGGGCGGAGUCUACCUCCUGGAGACAGGGCUCCACCUCUUCCUGUGGGUGGGAGCCAAUGCUCAGCAGGAGCUGCUUAGCAACAUCUUUGGAACGCCCACCUUCAGCCAGAUAGACCCCAACAUGACGAGUCUGCCGGAGCUGGACAACCCGUUCUCCCAGAGACUCCGAGAGAUCAUCGACUCCUUCAGGUCACAACGGUCACGAUACAUGAAGUUGAUGGUGGUGAAGCAGGAGGACAAGGCGGAGCUAAUCUUUAAGCACUUCCUGUGUGAGGACAAGAGCACCAGCGGAGGAGCUUCCUAUGUCGACUUCCUGUGUCACAUGCACAAGGAGAUCCGCCAGCUACUCAGCUAGGGCCCUGAUUUCUGACCCCUUCAAACCGGACCCCGGCACCUCUCACCCCCCCCCCCCGAUGCGCUUUAUCUUUUAUUUACCUAAUAAACUUAACCCCUCCCCCUCUGUCAGCGAGAGGCUGGAGACGUAUACACAGCCUCGUGGCAGAUUCCGUGUGUUUGUCCUCAUACGACUCUACUAUUCCAAACGUCAGGCUCUAAAACAGCUGGAGCUGAUCCACUGGCCAAUGGAAGUGUGUGUGUGUGUGUGUGUGUGUGUGUGUGUGUGUGUGUGUGUGUGUGUGUGUGUGUGUGUGUGUGUGUGUGUGUGUGUGUGUGUGUGUGUGUGU